Molecule: messenger RNA, 510 nt
Organism: Ilex paraguariensis (yerba mate)
Lineage: Eukaryota; Viridiplantae; Streptophyta; Magnoliopsida; Aquifoliales; Aquifoliaceae
Source: the annotation of a GenBank genome assembly
AUGACCGAAAACCUCCAAGAAGAAAACGUGGUCAGUGCCCCAGACGAAGAGCCAAAAGCCCCAGCAACGACAACAACAAUGGCGGAAACCACAGAACCUCAGGCCCAACAACAUAUUGAGACCAAAAAGCCUACCAGCAUGACAUUCAACAUUUGGCCACCCACACAGCGGACUCGUGACGCCAUCGUCAACCGCUUGAUCGAAACUCUCUCCACCCAAUCGGUGCUGUCCAAACGCUACGGUACGCUGCCGCCGGAGGAGGCUUCGGAGGUGGCGAAGCGCAUCGAGGAGGCGGCUUUUGCGGCAGCUGGGGCGUCGGCGUCUUCAGAUGACGAUGGAAUCGAGGUCUUACAGGUGUACUCCAAGGAGAUCAGCAAGCUGAUGCUUGAGACUGUGAAGUCCAGAUCUGCUGCGGCUUUGACGCCUGAGAAAGCUUCGGAAUCGGCUGUUGUGGAACCCACUAGCGCUGCUUCCAGUGAGGAAAUCUCAUCUGAUAAGAUUGAGUCUUGA